AGUAGGUUAAUGCUGUUUACCUGCUGCCUGCAGAACAGCCACGGUGCUUCCCGCCGCCACCGCUCCUCCGUUUGCGACUGCAGCAGCAGACAUCAUGCUAGCAGCGUAGGAGCCUGCUGCUAUUCCAGCCGAGGUGAAACCUACACCGGCCAAGGCAACAGGAGUCGCCGCCACCGCAACUACACCGACUGCACAGAGACAAGUGCGUUAAAGUCAGUCUAACAAAUCAACACAGGUGAUCCAUGAAGACUUUCCAGACUCUUACCUACUCCUGCUCCAAUGGCGGCAGCUUUUCCUGAGACAAAGGAUAGAAAACAGAGGUUAACGUUUCAUCUGGUUUCAUCAAAGACAGUAGCUAUGGUAUCUUGGCAUUGUUAAAAUUAUAUAAGGAAAGCACAGGCUAUACGUUAUGAGAAAAGAAAAUAAUCACUAGCGUCUGCGAUACCUACCAGGACCCAUUUCUUCUAGUCUGACCAGUUUUGGUUUCUUGGGAAAUGACACUCCAGGAGGCUUUAUUCCUGCUGAACAGAAGAGGGCGACGGGGAUCAAGAACAGGAAGUUGAAACUCAACUAACUAUGGAUUUUUUAAAACAACUUUUCUCUUAACUCUAGCUUAUGACAUUAAAAAAAAUCUUAACAGUAUAAAAUAAGUGACAUUGCACCUCUGUUGUUGUUCAGCGUCCAGCUGACCCGAUCACGUGGUAGGCUUUGCGCAGGCGCGUGGUGUUAAGGGCUGAUGGAGAGAAGAUGCCAACUGCCAUCAUCUCUGUGUAGUGCAGGAGAGCUGCAAAACCGGUCAUAUUUACCGCAGACACCACAGACUCCGUUGUCUUUCAGCACAGCUGCAUGUUGCAUGUCUGACACGAGAAGCCUGAUGUCUGUGGCAAAUGCGAAACACACUGUCCUGAAUCCGGUGAUCCCAUACACAGGGCCCAUACCUGGAGGUCUGCACCCUGGGGAGAUCAUCAUCGUCCAGGGCACCGUGCCCCCAGAUGCUGACAGGUUUCAGAUGGACCUGUCGAGUGGCUGCAGCACCAAGCCACGCUCUGACGUCGCCCUCCACUUCAGCCCUCGCUUCGAAGGCUCGCCCUGUGUGGUAUGUAACUCCCUGCUGCAGGAGAGCUGGGGCAAAGAGGAAACGCUCCAUCAGCUGCCCUACAAACGCGGAGCCCCCUUCGAGACCAUCAUCCUGGUGCACGAAGACGUCUUCAAGGUGGCAGUAAAUGGUGCUCACCUGCUGGAAUACAAGCACAAAAUCCCACUAAACAGGGUUGACACAUUUUCUAUAUCUGGCAAAGUCAAGGUGCACGCUAUUGGCUACAUCCCAAACUCAGCAAUAUAUUCAGAAUCAGGUGACUUGAGCCUCCCUUACAAAGGCAGUAUACUCAAAGGACUGAUGCCUGGACAGCACAUCACAAUCAAAGGACAGGUCAGCAUGUAUCCUCACAGUUUUACAGUGAACCUCCGCAACAGCAGGACAGAGAACAUCGCUCUUCAUCUGAACCCUCGCAUGAAGUCGGGGAUGUUCACCAGGAACUCGUACCUGAGCGAGUCCUGGGGUCAGGAGGAGCGGGAGCUGCCCUUCUUUCCCUUCUCGUCAGGGGAGUACUUUGAGAUUCUCAUCCUCUGUCAGCCCCACCAGUUCAAGCUGGCAGUGAAUGGCUCACACCUGUUUGAGUUCAGACAUCGGGUGCAGGACCUGAGCAGCAUUGACCAGUUGGAGAUCAUGGGGGACCUGGAGCUCACUGAUGUGAAACUGUGGUGACUCGGGACUCUAGACUUAACAUAGAAGCCAGCGUUAAAGACACUGUUGUGUUCUGGUUUUUGAUGCUAAAUUAGCUUAGCCACAAAGACCCAGACAAUGGAUGCUGGAAAUGGCAAAACCUGUGCUGAUUUCAGGUUAGGUUAGUCUUGCAGCAACCAGAAGUCUGAUUUUAAGCUAGUAUAGCAUUUUUGGUGACCAAGUAGCAUGGGCUGGUCCUGCCAUGGAGCAUUAAUGGUCCAUGUUUCCAGCCCCGGCUAGACGACUGAUGCAUGAGUUAGCUGUGCUGGAGCAUCAGGCUGUGAGCCACCAUGACUGUUUACAGCUACAAGUUAGGUUUGCCUUGGUUCAUUUCUUGUACUUUCUCUAGUGCAUCUCUGCUGUGAUAUGCCAUUAGUGCACUGUAUAAUUAAAACAGGAAAUAUGUGUAAAUGUUAUUAAGCACUCAAGAAUGAAACUAAAGGAUGCCAUUCUUUUGGAGCAAGGCCCAAUAAAGACUAAUUUAUUGUACAGCUAAUAUAAAACGAUUGGAAACAUUUGUCAUCAUUACUAAAUAAUUAGUAGUGGUUACUUUUUCUUUUUGAACAUUUUUGAUGUAUGGUCAAAAUCAUUUUCAUCUACAGUUUAUUUUUACAUAAAAUGUUAAUUAAAUAGGACGUGCCAACUUACGGUAUACCCACAUUUAAGUUUAGUCUGCUAUUAAAGGUCGUAAUCCUCAGGAUUCUUUAACACAUGAUAGCGUCCCAUGCUCUUUUGACAUUUAAGUCAAUUUAACAUGUAAUGGUGCAGCAGAACUCAAGCACAGUGCAGUACAGGGUCCUUUUAAACUAUUUCAAUACCCUAACAAAUGACAUUUUGCAAUAUUUAUGCAAGCUAUAGAAUAUAGUAGAGUCCUGCAUCUGUGACCAUGUCUUGCCUCAUCGCUCUCCCACUCUGUGCUGCAGUUAUCAAUCCUGCUCCAAAAUGAAAAGUAAAAAAAAAAAAAUCAAACAUCUGGGAUAUUUAUUUUCCAAUGUCACGUGCCCACCCCCCGCCCCGUCUGUUGUAACUGUUGUAAAAUAUGUACGAAAACUCUUCCCUAUGUAUCAAAUGAUUUAAUAAUAAAUAAAUGUGUUGCUAUUA
This is a messenger RNA of Micropterus dolomieu (smallmouth bass), 2884 nucleotides long. RefSeq names its product galectin-8-like. The transcript has 8 exons. The record is from RefSeq and is a predicted model, not a curated record. Gene Ontology annotation, molecular function: carbohydrate binding. The coding region runs from base 737 to 1765 and encodes 342 amino acids. Lineage: Eukaryota; Metazoa; Chordata; Actinopteri; Centrarchiformes; Centrarchidae.